Messenger RNA from Prorocentrum cordatum, 299 nucleotides. NCBI's taxonomy places the organism in Eukaryota, Dinophyceae, Prorocentrales, Prorocentraceae. The record is from the annotation of a GenBank genome assembly.
GCGGUUGCUUCGUUGUCACGACGAACGACUACCUCGCGCGUCGCGACGCGGAGAAUGUCGGCCAGGUGCUCCGCUUCCUCGGCGUCUCCGUCGGCCUAGUGCAGGCACCCAUGGAGCCAGAGGAGCGCCAAAAGGCAUACGAGAACGACGUUGUCUGGCUCUCGAAUGCAGAGCUGGGUUUCGACUACCUGCGCGACAACCUGGCGGUCUACCCCAGCCAGAUCGUGCAGUCGAAGCCUUUCCACUUCGCCCUCGUGGACGAGGCGGAUUCCAUCCUGAUCGACGAGGCGCGGUCAUGA